Molecule: messenger RNA, 2471 nt
Organism: Nomascus leucogenys (northern white-cheeked gibbon)
Lineage: Eukaryota; Metazoa; Chordata; Mammalia; Primates; Hylobatidae
Product: tyrosine-protein phosphatase non-receptor type 11-like
Biological process (GO): protein dephosphorylation
Molecular function (GO): protein tyrosine phosphatase activity
Source: RefSeq, a predicted model, not a curated record
GCCUGGGGGGCGGCUGCACAGUCUCCGGGAUCCCCAGGCCUGGAGGGGGGUCUGUGCACAGUUGACUGUCUCUGUCCCGCAUCUGGUCCCGCGCGGGCCUCCCUUGGGUCAGCCCAAUGUGACCAAGCCCAGCAGAGCCUGAGCAAGGAAUGAGUCCGUCAUGGAGCUGGAAUGUGGGAGGAACAUGACAUCAUGGAGAUGGUUUCACCCAAAUAUGACUGGGGUGGAAGCAGAAAACCCACUGUUGACAAGAGGAGCUGAUAGCAGUUUUUUGGCAAGGCCUAGUAAAAGUAACCCUGGAGACUUCACACUUUCUGUUAGAAGAAAUGGAGCUGUCACCCACAUCAAGAUUCAGAACACUGGCGAUUGCUAUGAUCUGUAUGGAGGGGAGAAAUUUUCCACUUUGGCUGAGUUGGUCCAGCAUUACAUAGAACAUCACGGGCAAUUAAAAGAGAAGAAUGGAGAUGUUAUUCAUCUUAAAUAUCCUCUGAACUGUGCAGAUCCUACCUCUGAAAGGUGGUUUCAGGGACACCUCUCUGGGAAAGAAGCAGAGAAAUUAUUAACUGAAAAAGGAAAACAUGUUAGUUUUCUUGUACGAGAGAGCCAGAGCCACCUUGGAGAUUUUGUUCUCUCUGUGUGCACCAGUGAUGACAAAGGGGAGAGCAAUAACGGCAAGUCUAAGGUGGCCCAUGUUAUGAUUUGCUGUCAGGAACUGAAAUACGAUGUUGGUGGAGGAGAACAGUUUGAUUCUUUGACAGAUCUUGUGGAACAUUACAAAAAGAAUCCUAUGGUGGAAACACUGGGUACAGUACUACAACUCAAGUAGCCCCUUAACACAACUCGUAUAAAUGCUGCUGAAAUAGAAAGCAGAGUUCGAGAACUAAGCAAAUCAGCUGAGACCAAUAAAGUCAAACAAGGCUUUUGGGAAGAAUUUGAGACACUACAACAACAGGAGUGCAAACUUCUCUACAGCCGAAAAGAGGGUCAAAGGCAAGAAAACAAAAACAAAAAUAGAUAUAAAAACAUCCUGCCCUUUGAUCAUACCAGGGUUGUCCUACACGGUGGUGAUCCCAAUGAGCCUGUUUCAGAUGACAUCAAUGCAAAUAUCAUCAUGCCCGAAUUUGAAACCAAGUGUAACAAUUCAAAGCCCAAAAAGAGUUACAUUGCUACACAAGGCUGCCUGCAAAACAUGGUCAAUGACUUUUGGCAGAUGGUGUUCCAAGAAAACUCCCGAGUGAUUGUCAUAACAACGAAAGAAGUGGAGAGAGGAAAGAGUAAAUGUGUCAAAUACCGGCCUGAUGAGUAUGCUCUGAAAGAAUAUGGCACCAUGUGUGUUAAGAACGUCAGAGAAAGCGCCGCUCACAACUAUAUGCUAAGAGAACUUAAACUUUCAAAGGUUGGACAAGGGAAUAUGGAGAGAAUGGUCUGGCAAUACCACUUUUGGACCUGGCCGGACCACGGAGUGCCCACUGACCCUGGGGGUGUGCUGGACUUCCGAGAGGUGCACCAUAAGCAGGAACGCAUCAUGCAUGCAAGGCCAGUCGUGGUGCACUGCAGUGCUGGAAUUUGCCGGACAGGGACGUACGUUGUGACUGAUACUCUGAUUGGCAUCAUCAGAGAAAAAGGUGUUGACUGUGACACUGACGUUCCCCAAACCAUCCAGAUGGUGCGGUCUCAGAGGUCAGGGAUGGUCCAGACAGAAGCACAGUACCGAUUUAUCUAUAUGGCGGUCCAGCAUUAUACUGAAACUCUACAGCACAGGAUUGAAGAAGAGCAGAAAAGCAAGAGGAAAGGGCAUGAAUAUACAAAUAUUAAGUAUUCUCUAGCGGACCAGAUGAGUGGAGAUCAGAGCCCCCUCCCGCCUUGUACUCCAACUCCACGCUGUGCAGAAAUGAGAGGAGACAGUGCUAGAGUCUAUGAAAAUGUGGGCCUGAUGCAACAGCAGAGGAGUUUCAGAUGAGAAAAUCUGCCAAAACUUCAGCACAAAAAUAGAUGUGGACUUUCACCCUCUCCCUAAAAAGAUCAAGCUUUCGCAAGAAAGUUUAUGUGAAGACCAAAUUUGGAUUUGGAAGGCUUGCAUUGUGGUUGACAUGCAGCUCAGAGCUCCCAAGAGCUCAAAAGCAGAAGGGGCCAGGCCUUCUGAAGAUUUAAGCCCAGAAUUGUCGCAGCUUCCCUUCUACUGCCCUCUAUUGAUGAUGAUGAUGAUGAUGAUUUUUUCUAAUCAUAAGAGAGCUGGAGUAUGCCCUCUACUUACUAAACAAGUCACAUGCCCAGCCCAGAUUAAAAAAAAGGGUGUGAAGUAGAGGUGCAGUUAAUUGGGGGGCCACUAGUCUAACAGACGGUCACAACCAGUGCCAUGGAAAACCAAGGAUAUUAGCAAAAGCAGAAGUUGCUAGUGACCUUGGGAAACUGAAGCUGCUUACAGUAGCUGAGACAAGCUGAAAGACUGAGAAAUAGAGGGCCUUCAAGAA